CUCGUCUAGCAGUCGUUGUUGAGCACUGGUGUUGAGGCGCGACCUUACUGGUGGGAUCAUGGAAUAUAAUAUGAAGGCAGUUCAAGUUUAAUUGAUAAGGCUAGGCUACCGAAAUGCUUCACUGGAAGUGUGUUUGGUCUUUGUAUGAGCCAGCUGUUAGGUCAUGUAAAGACUUGAAUGGCCGUGGAUGGUGAACAUUUCCAGAUAUUCCGAGUUAAUUUCCAUUGAACCUGUAUUCCAUUGAGGCCUUAUGAAGCCUCUAACUCCAUAUGCAGAGAGGAAGAGCUGAAGUUGCAGUUGUUUGAGUUUCUGCUUGUGUAAAAGAAGAAUAUAAGAUAGACAAAGCAUUCGGGGGAUCUCAUAUGGAUAAAGCCAUUGCUCAAAACCACUUAGGAGAAACAGCUUUGAUUGGUAGUUACCGCUGCUGGAGUCUCUCAGCGUUUGGAAAUGUUAUUUAAAAAGAACUUGCUAAACUCACUUAUAUUGGCUGUGCUCUUCAUUUCACUUCUUUGUUUCAUGGCAUCCUUUUCAAAAAGUAGGGGAAAAAGUGGAGAGCAAAUCAAAAAGAAAGAAGAACGUCUCGAUUUUGAAGUCGACUACAUGUUUGAAUUAGAUAAGGACAUCAUCUUCACAGACAAAGCAGAUUAUAAACUUGCAGUUGGCUAUCAGAAUGCUAUUUUCCAAAAUGGGAUAACAGUAAUAGACCCUGAGGAAAAGCUGUCUAGAAGCUCACAAGCAAAAGUGAUCUUGGAUAGAUCGAAAUUCAAAGACACGGAACAUACUGUCAAUCAAACGGUACAUCCUGUCAAUCAAAGCAACACUGACGUCACGGGAAAUAGUUCCUCUGACGAUGAAGAAAACAUCGAUCAAAACCCUGUGGUGGAACAAUACAAAGAAGAGAUGAACGGAAAGGUCAGGUCUCCAAUGUGUAACGCAAGCAAGCCUCUGGUGAAUAUUGUCUCGAUCAAAACACACAGAACAGGAAGCUCCACUCUUGCUAACAUUCUCUACAGAUUUGGCGAGCAGAGAAAUUUAACAUUCAUUCUGCCCAGUGCUUCAACAUACCAGUACUUUUGGCCAUUACGGUUUCACAUAUCUCAUGCUGCAGUCAAUUUGCUAAACAAGGAGCAACCAAACAUGCUGGUGAAUGCAGGCCGGUUUGCCAGGACGCAUAUCAAGCCCAUGAUGCAUAAUGAUACGAUGAUAAUUUCUAUAUUGAGGGAUCCUGUUGACCACUUUGAAUCAGUAUAUGAGUAUGCAGAUAUCUCGAAGCUGAUUGGUCUAUCCAAUUCAACGCUUGACCCAUUCGAAACAUUUUUAGAGGCCCCGAAAAACAACGUGAUUAAGUUUGUUCAGAAUUCGAGAUCCUUUGCCAUGGAGCUUAACUUGCUGAAAAACGGGAUGGCCUUUGACUUGGGCCUUGAUCACCAAAGUUUCUCUGAUGAGGAUGCGAUUUCUGAAUUCAUAAAGAAACUCGAGAAACAAAUUGACUUUGUUGCGAUGGCUGAAUAUUUUGACGAGUCUCUGGUUUUGAUUAAAAGAAUGUUAUGUUGGGAAACGGAAGAUAUCAUCUACAUUAAACACAGAGUUCGGAAUCCUGCUUUCAAAAAUAAAGUAACCGAGAAGCAAAAGGAGAAGAUACGAAAGUGGAAUCUUGCUGAUGUCAUGUUGUAUGAUCAUUUUAAUCAAACAUUUUGGGAAAAGAUUAAGCAGCAGGGCGAAGACUUCCACGCAGAAGUGACCAGCUUCAAAUUCAAAGUGGCUCAGAUCACGGAAAUCUGUUUUGAAAGGGUUCAUAAUGUUAAGGCGUUCGAGUUGCCUAUAACACAGAAGAACAACAUCCCAAAAGAGCUAAAAGAUGUUUGCCAAAAGCUAAGACUUAGUGAAAAAGAAUAUAUCCGAUUGUUAAAAGAUAAACAGAAAGAAAGAAUUCGCCAGUCAAAUCUUAAGGCUUUUAGUAAAAUAUUCUAUAAGGAAAAGAAUAAUACUAGAGUUUUCUAUGCCAAAGACAAUGCUACUGCAGCAAACAUGACCAAUAUUUAUGAUUAGAGAUUGUAACAUUGAAGCCUUUAGAUAAAAGGGAGUGUUAUUUAUAUAAUGAGGAUGAUUAAUCAUUUUUUUAUCUUAAGAAAUUUGGGUUGUUUGUCUGUGUUCCUAUUUACCGUCUUAUCUGCACAAGCAUUCAAGAAAUCAAGUAACCACGUUUUUAGAGUUAUCAACUUUAUUUUGCGACUAUUUCACCAAAUAUCAUUAAACAAUGUUGCUUGGAAGGAAGGGGGAUGGAAGGGGGAGGAAAGAAGUUGUUUGUCGAAAUCAAUUCGAUAGGUUUCCUUUUAGAAAUAUACGCCAGAUACAAAUUUUGGCAUUAAUGUGAGGUGGGAUGGAAGAGCUAUCUCACAAUUUUUGUGGACGAUUUUAGAGCAUUUAUAAAACGAAUAAAUUUGAAACUUGUUUGACACAGGCGUCAGGAGAGGUAGGCAGCUUGGGUGAAAUGCUUAUCGGCAUUCUUGGGUAAUGAAAUAGAAAGUUUUGUCAUCCUGUAGUUCAAGGUGGUUGAUAGACCGGUAUUUACAAUGAGAGAUAAACUUACUAGAUAGAUUGUGGAAGAAAACAUGAAUCGGUAACACUUUUUAUAUUUUUCAUAAUAGUAUUUAGCAAGAAAAGCAAAAAACCCAAACGUUGAUAGUGAGACGCAAUUAGCUUGUGGAGAAAAUCCCACGAUAAAGUUUUGAUAAAAUUAAAUUGUUCGAAAAUUUGUUGUGCCAUGUGUUUUAUGGUGACAGCAAAUUUGUUGAACAACGAUUGCUAUUUUUAUGGAUUUUAGGCAUUUAUGGAGACAGCAAGGCCUUUGCCGAAAGGGAUUAUAAUCCUCAAAAGCUAAAGUACUUGUCAAACGGGAUU
Molecule: messenger RNA, 2901 nt
Organism: Rhopilema esculentum
Lineage: Eukaryota; Metazoa; Cnidaria; Scyphozoa; Rhizostomeae; Rhizostomatidae
Product: galactose-3-O-sulfotransferase 2
Biological process (GO): glycolipid biosynthetic process
Cellular component (GO): membrane
Molecular function (GO): galactosylceramide sulfotransferase activity
Source: RefSeq, a predicted model, not a curated record